ACCUACUACAUUGGCUCCCACGACGACAACGAACUUUGGAGUUCUGCCAACAACAACUCCCACAACUACGACAACUUCUACAACAACUACAACUACUCCUACAACGACAACUACUACAACCCCGACAACGACAACUACCACAACUCCUACGACAACUACCACUACAACUCCCACAACGACUACGACAACUACUACAACCACUACUACAACUACACCGACGACUACAACGACUACCACAACCACCACCACUCCACCAACCCGUGA
Cylicostephanus goldi is the source of this 264-nucleotide messenger RNA. The record is from the annotation of a GenBank genome assembly. Lineage: Eukaryota; Metazoa; Nematoda; Chromadorea; Rhabditida; Strongylidae.